ACAACCCACCACUAAAUCAUGUCCCUGCGCACCACAUCCAAACGGUAUGCCUGCAUUGCCACCAGCCAAAGGUCGCUUGCUGCUUGCCUUCCCCAGCUCUGCUGGCCUGCAGCCAUUCCUGCUGCUUCAGCCCUCUUGGCUUGUGUCAGCUGUCCCCUUCCCAAGGAACCUGGAAGGAAAAGAGGAAACUCCAGUCUCGCUGGUUUGUAAUGACAAUUCUACUCUAGGUGCUACUUUGCAAGAUAGCAGCAGGAGCAAGCAAGUCUGUACAGUGCAAUUGCUUGCAGGGGUGAUGACACCCUCCAUAACACCUUUUAUGGCAGGUCUGAGCCUAAUGCCAGCCAAAUCCACACCCAGCACGCUUAUUUCUCUCUUGGUGGCCACAGCUUUCCCACCGAAAGCCAAAACUGCUUUUUCCUCUCCAUGCUCUGUGUCACCUGAAAGCAAAUCGUCCAAACUUAGAGCCACUUCACCACCUCCCAGCUGCUGGCCCAAGUAUUUCUGUAAUAAGUGCCAGGCUUAGAACUGUCCAAGUAUAGAUGAAAGAUGAAAUAGCCAGUUCUGUCCCCUCUGAGUGAGGCUGCGCGUUGUGUGCGUCCUGCCACAUACAGAUGCAACAGACUCACCCCCACUACUUUCCAGUUCGAAAUUUCUUCUCCCACUUUAAAUUCACUUUGCCCCGGUUCUUCAGCAAAUCGCUUUUUACAUGGAGGUUCUUUGUUUCUUUUAGCGCAUUACUCACUUCUGCCUCCUAAAAAGCCAUGUCCCCAGGCUGACUUGGGCUGCAGGAGCUUUUGCUUUGCAGCACCUAUUGUUCUGCUAGGCAUCCAGCAUUGUCCUGCCCUGGAUGAUGGGUGAUAGAGUAAGGAUGGGGAGAUGAGUGAGGGCUGUGGGCUUGGUGCCUGGUGGAUGGAGCUAUGGGCAGCUGUGUGUCUUCUCUGCUGGCUCCUGGGGGAAAACAGGCAUACAGAAUGAGCUUGCUGCAACCCCACUGCUACAAGCAGGACCUGCUUAUGUCCCUUCCAUUUCUUGGUUGUGUUUCUAAGCGCACUUCCAAGCUCUGAAUGGAUGCAAUCCUUCUCCUGUUGUUGCAUGGACUUAGGAUCUGGGGCUUUGGAGAAGAAGUCAAGUCUUGGGUAGCGGGCAGUGCAGCAGAACAAUCACCCCACAACACAUGCCCACCCUGGUCUCAGGGCAGCCAAGGCGCCAGGGCUGCUGCUGGCACCGUCACUGUCCCCGUGGGCACCCAAAGCCACUCCCUGGGCUGUGCCUUUUCUCCCGUUCACGCCAAGCAGGCGGCAGUCCCACUGGGCGCAGCCUGUUUGUCACCACUGUGACUGUCUCACCCCCUUGGAGAUGGCCAUGCUGGCUCGGAGCGUUCUAGUGACGGGGUCCAACCGGGGCAUUGGGCUGGAGCUGGUGAGGCAGCUCGCUGCCAGCCCCCAACCGCCGCAGCACAUCUUUGCCACCUGCCGUGAUGCCACUGGUCCGAGAGGGAAGGCCCUGCAAGAAUUAGCUGCCCAGCACCCCAGCAUCAAGCUGCUCCAGCUAGACACGGUGGACUUGCCCAGCAUUCGCGGAGCCGUGCAGGCUGUGGAGUCUCAUCUGGAGGGCCAGGGCUUGAACCUGCUCAUCAACAACGCCGGCGUGGGCUCGCAGGCCACGCUGCAGUCUGUGGACGCGCAGGAGAUGCUCGCCACGUUUGCAGUCAACGUGGUGGGGCCCCUGCAGGUCGCCAAGGAAUUCCUGCCGCUCUUGGAGAAGGCGGCGAAGGAUGCAGGGACGGAGGGGCUGAGCUGCAGCAGGGCCGCCAUCAUCAAUGUGUCUUCCAAAGUGGGCUCCAUCGGGCUGUGUCUCAGGGUGCUGGAGGCCCCCAUGUACCCGUACCGUGUCAGCAAGGCUGCCCAGAACAUGGUGACCAGGUGCCUAGCUGCAGAACUCAGGGACAAGGGGAUCUUGUGUGCGGCGAUUCAUCCUGGCUGGGUGAAGACCGACAUGGGGACGGAGCAGGCACCCAUGACAGUGGAGCGCAGCAUGCAGGGCAUCCUGGAGGUGCUGGGCAGCCUUUCGCAGGAUACCUCUGGGGCCUUCCUCGACUGGGAAGGGAACCGCCUGCCCUGGUGAUGCCAGCUCAGCCCCCCCAUGUCACUCCUCCCCACUCAUGGACACGGGCAGCAGCUUCUCCACAUUCCCCUGCAUCCCAGCUCUGCAUCACUCUAUGUCCCCUCCACCCCCCAGACCUGAGCCCUCAUAGAGAACCCUGGCUGGACAGAUCCUACGCCCCUGCAUUGCCUGUGCUCCCCCCAGCCCUGGGCAGCCCACCUCUUUGGAAAUGGGUAUUGGCCCCAAUUCCUGUCCUUCCUGGAGGGGAUGUUUCCAGCAGUGACAACUGUCACUUGAGGGGACACCUGG
Molecule: messenger RNA, 2412 nt
Organism: Numida meleagris (helmeted guineafowl)
Lineage: Eukaryota; Metazoa; Chordata; Aves; Galliformes; Numididae
Product: C-factor-like
Exons: 6
Coding region: 1357-2124 (255 amino acids)
Source: RefSeq, a predicted model, not a curated record